AUGGCCACUGCCCUCGUCCUUUGCCACGACCAAAGCCUUCAUAGAAUCAGGAUAUCUGGACGUUUUCUGACCGUCAGCAGUACUGGUCCGUUCAAGGAGCUGAACAAGAUUACCUGCUGCUCGAUGUACACCGAUCCAUCGACUUUGAAAAUUGCUCUCUUGAUUGGCAACAACCAAGGUGAUAUCCAUUCGCUGGACCUUGAAGAUUUGAAGCUUUCCGAUUUUUUGACGUUCAAGGGGGAGCUGGCCAAUAGAAUCAGCCUCUCAAACGAAAAGCCCAUUCUCCAAGGGCUUGACAGCUGCAGAACCGAGCCGAAUCGGCUGCUGUUGAGCUACGAGAAGACGUUGGUCGUUUAUGAUGUGUCGGUUCGUGAAGUUCUCGCCAAUUGGACGCUUGAGUCGGAGCCGAUGGCCGCCCACUGGUCACUGGACGGAAAAUUUGUGACUGUCGCCUCUAGUGAUGGAAGCUUUCUUACUUUCGCUCCAAAAGGAGAAUCGCUCGAGACCCCGGGUAUCAUUUUUGGACCAUUCCCUUGCCAACCCGUCAACAAGGCACUCUCCACUACCACACACCUCGGUACCCUACAUGCGUUUUCUGGUGGAAUGCCGCGGGCCUCCUACGGCGAUCGGUAUACGGUGACGACAAUCCGGACCGGACGCACCGAGUGCUGGGAUUUUGCAUCGCCGGUCAAAGAUUUUUGUUUUGCUGGGAGUCAUACAGGACAGUCCUCCCCUCUAUUCCUCCUUGUGCUCACUGAGGAAGAGCUUGUCGUGCUCUCAGUGGGUGGGAAGGAGUGGCGUCCGAUUCCGCUGCGCUGCCUUUUCCCGCUUCACGCAUCGGCCGUCACGACGAUGACCCACGUAGCUGACAUUGAGGAGGAAGUGUGGGAUCGGUUACACAAGCAUUCCCCACAUAAGCGGGCGACAAUAGCUAACUGGCCGCUUUCCUACGCACAACAGAUGGCCCAAAGAACAUCUGAACACAAGGAGCAGCUGUUGUUAACAGGACAUGCCAACGGUAACGUCAAUUUGUGGACGGCCGGGGAAGCGUCGAUGCAGUUAUUGUACUGUAUUGAGACAGCUACAGAGGUGGCCGGAUGCUCGGAGAGAAAAGAAUCGUUUACCAGAAAAUCGCUCGAGAGUGACUCAGAGGAGAGUGAAUGCCACUUGACGGACGAGUGGCCACCGUUUAGGAAGGUCGGGGACUACGAUCCUUGUUCUGACGACGUCCGUCUAUCCGUCCAGCGACUUGCCUUUGACCCCAAGACCGGGACGAUAGCUGUCGGAUGUCGUGGUGGCCAUGCGUUCGUAUACCAAUUUUGCGAGAAUCCACAGACUUGUGAUGCAGCCUCCGUCUUGGACUGCUCGCUGCUGAAGGACACCUCUGGGAUUGCACCGGCCAUCCGAUCACUUCGAGGGAUUGAACCCCGGAAUCAUAGCUUGAACUUCACCGCCGGCUACCAGCCAAGGCCGGUUGAUGAGUCGUCCGGAAGUCUUUUGGUGCAACUCUCGCCAUGUGUACCAAUCACAGCAAUUGCCAUCUAUGACGAGCGAUCCCUUUUGGCAGUCGGGACCGAAUUUGGAUUCGCAUUGAUCGACUACCAGAAAACGAGGAUCAUCCAUCAGCAAUCGUUCCUCGACCAUACAGACCUUGCCGACGCGGGUGCUUUGGACGAUGCCUUGAAUCGAUUCAAAAGCAUGAAAAAGUCGAUUCGACAAUCUUUUCGCCGAAAGAAGAAAGCAACCAGCAAUGAUACAACUUUGAACAAUGAGCAUGAGGAUGAGUUGUGCCGGCCAGUUGAGCGGCGGAUAGAGGCGCGUGGUGCUCUGACGCAGGGACUCAUCAUCGAGCCCUCCAAGGGACUAGUCAGACUCAUCAAAUUUGUCCCAAACAUCGCUCUCGGUCACGCACAAGGUGAUACAGUAUGGAUUGGGACUCAUGGCGGAAGAUUGUAUGGUUUCUCAUUGUCCGCAAACGGCGAAUGCAAGCUCGAAAGAGAAAUCCGGCUCCAACAUGCUGCGCCGGUUCGAAGUAUCGAAGUGGUGACAGAUCCCAACAAUAAGAACUCACCUGCCAGCCGAUUACUGCUGAUCACCGAAGAACAAGUCCGGGGCUACACUUUACCCCAACUGAAACCCACCAAAUAUAAAGUGAAGCUGACCGCCAAUGAGGGAUACCGAAUCAACAAAGGCAGCUUGGUCACCCUUAGACAGACCAAAGGCGAUCCCUCUUCCGACGUCUUUCUGGCCUUGAUCACCAAUAUGGGUGGUAUUCUGGUGUAUUCGCUGCACAACCACCGUAAAAACGCUAAAUUCACGCUUACCAAGGCUACCGACGUGGCCGGGAUCAACUCCUCAAUCCUGUCCCAAUACGGUGAAAUAUUCUGGCUUCGAGCCGGGGCUUCACUCCUCCAACGUGCCUCGCUAUGCGCUCCGGAAGCACCACCGCCAGUGCCGGUGGAA
Messenger RNA from Mesorhabditis spiculigera, 2463 nucleotides. The record is from the annotation of a GenBank genome assembly. Lineage: Eukaryota; Metazoa; Nematoda; Chromadorea; Rhabditida; Rhabditidae.